ACCAUGGGCUCACAAUUUCGUUUGUUGGCGCGUGCCCCGAGGAGCAGUACUUGUUAUCAUUUUAAGGGAGAAGUAUCAGCAAUUAUAUAAAGUUACCUGUCGGUUAUCUGUUGAACGAAACAGCCCGGUACCGUUGUUGGAACGCAACACGUACAGCUGGAGGAUUGAGGCUGGGAGGCAUCUAAGGGCAGCGGCAAGAAACGUGCCCCACGCAGGCCCUCGGGCGAGAAAGAUUGGGCAUUUCCAGGGGUGCAAUCUCGCCGCGUGGGGCUGCAUGCGGUCCCCGAAUCUCGCCAAACACCUCUUCCCGGGCGGGCGGGCAGAGCCAAACACCUCUUCCCGGGCAGGCGGGCAGAGCCCACCCCCAAAAGGCUUACAACCAGGCAUGUUUGGGCCCUUGGAUGCCGUGUGCGAGAACGUUUUUAGGGCCCUUCUCGCCGGCGGCGGCAGCCUAACCCUGGAUUAUGCACGCCCUGCUGGGAGAGAUGAAGUUUAAGGAAGUAGCCGACAUGUCACUGCGAACGGCGGUCAUCGUAGUUUCGGGCAUUAGUGCUGCGAUAGGAUAUUGGGCCCGGGUUUUUAGCCCUGCCCGGGGUUUGAUGCCACACUGUAAACACCAUCCCUG
Chlamydomonas reinhardtii is the source of this 625-nucleotide messenger RNA. RefSeq lists its product as uncharacterized. Bases 275 to 496 code for a protein of 73 amino acids. The record is from RefSeq and is a predicted model, not a curated record. NCBI's taxonomy places the organism in Eukaryota, Viridiplantae, Chlorophyta, Chlorophyceae, Chlamydomonadales, Chlamydomonadaceae. The transcript has a single exon.